Centruroides sculpturatus (bark scorpion) is the source of this 613-nucleotide messenger RNA. It is a transcript of the gene RpS26, whose product is annotated as 40S ribosomal protein S26-like. NCBI's taxonomy places the organism in Eukaryota, Metazoa, Arthropoda, Arachnida, Scorpiones, Buthidae. The transcript has 5 exons. Gene Ontology annotation, biological process: translation. The annotation marks the transcript as partial. The record is from RefSeq and is a predicted model, not a curated record. Gene Ontology annotation, molecular function: mRNA binding; structural constituent of ribosome. Gene Ontology annotation, cellular component: ribosome; cytosolic small ribosomal subunit.
ACUUCUAAGAGACGUAACAAUGGACGUAGCAAGCACGGACGAGGACACGUCAAUCCAGUCCGUUGCACCAAUUGCGCAAGAUGUGUUCCAAAAGAUAAAGCUAUUAAGAAAUUUGUAAUUAGAAAUAUUGUUGAAGCAGCAGCUGUGAGAGAUAUCACAGAUGCAAGUGUCUAUGAAAAACAAAGACUCGUAUGUAAUUUUUUCUUUCAGACUUCUAAGAGACGUAACAAUGGACGUAGCAAGCACGGACGAGGACACGUCAAUCCAGUCCGUUGCACCAAUUGCGCAAGAUGUGUUCCAAAAGAUAAAGCUAUUAAGAAAUUUGUAAUUAGAAAUAUUGUUGAAGCAGCAGCUGUGAGAGAUAUCACAGAUGCAAGUGUCUAUGAAACUUACGCUCUACCAAAAUUAUAUGCAAAACUCCAUUAUUGUGUGUCUUGUGCUAUUCACUCCAAGAUUGUCAGAAAUAGAUCAAAAGAAGCCCGAAAGGAUCGUACGCCACCACCUCGAUUCCAGCGCCCACUAGGUGACAUUGGAGCUCGUGGUAACAUCCCUCGUGUCAUUAGCAAAUAAAAUGCUACUGUAAUUUUGAAAUAAAAGAAUUACUGUUUCCAUA